Molecule: messenger RNA, 567 nt
Organism: Parnassius mnemosyne (clouded apollo)
Lineage: Eukaryota; Metazoa; Arthropoda; Insecta; Lepidoptera; Papilionidae
Source: the annotation of a GenBank genome assembly
AUGUUUUUCACGGCUAAUCCAAUCAUUCGCGGUGUUUCGACAUUCGUUAAACGCACCUCUCGAGCAUUACACGCCUCUCAAAUAACAAUGGCUCCUAUUCAGGUUGGUGAUAAAUUGCCUUCUGUCGAUUUGUAUGAAGAUUCACCAGCAAAUAAAGUCAACAUAUGCGACUUAACCAACGGAAAAAAAGUUGUUCUGUUUGCGGUGCCCGGUGCUUUUACUCCUGGCUGCUCUAAAACUCACCUACCAGGAUACGUGCAAAAUGCUGACAAGAUGAAGGCCGACGGUGUAGCAGAAAUCGUGUGCGUUUCGGUUAAUGAUCCCUACGUUAUGGCUGCUUGGGGAGCCCAGCAUAACACAAAAGGAAAAGUUCGCAUGCUAGCAGACCCCAGUGGUAACUUCAUUAAAGCCUUGGAUUUGGGCACUAACCUUCCCCCAUUGGGAGGUUUCCGAUCAAAACGCUUCUCCAUGGUCAUCAAUGACUGCAAAGUUGAAGAGCUGAAUGUGGAGCCCGAUGGAACAGGUCUUUCUUGCUCCCUUGCCGACAAACUUAAUUAUAAGAAGUAA